UUGCAACAAAACGUACUAGACGAUUUGAUGUUGCGGAAACAUCAGCACCACAUGUCGAUCUGUCAACGUCCUCAGCCUUCUCAAAGUGUUUACAUUCGAAACAGGAAUCGGCGAAAUGACUGAGACGUCUACAAUAAAAGUUGGGGAUUACGUCGUUAUCCAGCGACAAAAGUAUACAAAGUUACACAAAUACGGCUCAUUAGACUCAAUAGUUAUACUCGGCAAGCAGAAAAUAUCACUACGAAGCAUCGCCGGCCAGAAAUACUUCACCACAUUCAAAAUGGUCCCAAAUGAAAAGAACCCAAAAUCGGGCUUCAGUCUGGAAGUUUGUUCAGAAGCUGAAGCAAAAAACCUCCGAGACGCCCUGAACGUCCAAGAGUGCGGCACGGACAACAGAAACAUCCUCGAUGACGGUGAAUCCCAAGGACUCAAAGCUGACGACAUCGACAAGUUGCGCGGAGAAUGCUCUGGCUCGACCGAACUUAUCGAAAAAAUCGUGGAAAACUCAAAAACUUUCACGAGCAAAACACAGUAUUCGCAGGAGAAAUAUCUCAAGAAAAAGUCGAAAAAAUAUUGUGAGUUUAUCUGCAUCCGCAAGCCAACAAUUCGUCUUCUAUCUGAGAUCUACUAUCGACAGAAGCCCGAGGAGAUUAUGGGAAUCCGAAUGGACACGUUGUCCCAGAUUGUCUCCUACUCGGGGAUCUCGGCGUUUGGGAACUACUUGUUGUACGAUUCUGGGUCGAAUGGACUUCUGGCUGCCACGAUGCUCAACUCAAUAGGAGCCGGAACUGAAGCGAAACUUGUUAACUUACAUCCAGGGAAUGAGCCCCAGAAACAAGCCUUCCUCGCACUAGGAUUUCCCCAGGAGCAGGCAAGCCGCUGUGUUUCCGUGAACAUAUACUCUGUUCUGCGACAGUACUACCAAGGGGAAACCACACUCAAUGGAACGGAACCCGUUGCAGCCGGGAGCAAGCGAAAGCCGGACGAUGAUGAAAACGCUCCAGUCGAGGAAAAGCGACAACGGUUGGAGGAACCAAACCCGGAGAUGGUAACCAUCGAGCCUAAAACCGAACCUACUGACAAAAAACUUAAGUGGCAGCUUGAGAACGAACGAGCCGUGGAGCUGAUGAAGGGGAAGUUCGACUGCUUGGUGAUAGCUGCCAAGGAGCAUCCUCAGAACAUAAUAAAGGCGCUGUUACCGUUUCUUAAGCCUUCGCGACCGUUGGUCAUAUUCAACUCUUGUCGGGAGGUGCUGAUGGAUAUUUACGUGGACUUGAAAGCUUCCGGUGAGGUGAAUGGGCUACGCCUGGCUUCGAACUGGCUCCGUUCUUAUCAAAUACUCCCCAAUCGGACGCAUCCCGAGGUCAAUAUGAACGGGAAUAGUGGAUUUAUAAUGUUUGGUUAUUCUGUUUCAUGAAUAAAGGUUUCGUUAUUAGAAUCUUAGAAUAGCAGGAA
Messenger RNA from Hermetia illucens (black soldier fly), 1455 nucleotides. It is a transcript of the gene Trmt6, whose product is annotated as tRNA (adenine(58)-N(1))-methyltransferase non-catalytic subunit TRM6. Gene Ontology annotation, biological process: tRNA methylation. Bases 116 to 1417 code for a protein of 433 amino acids. Lineage: Eukaryota; Metazoa; Arthropoda; Insecta; Diptera; Stratiomyidae. The transcript has a single exon. The record is from RefSeq and is a predicted model, not a curated record. Gene Ontology annotation, cellular component: nucleus; tRNA (m1A) methyltransferase complex.